CAUCAGCUCAGGACCAUGAAGGCCACACGAUGAAUGAAGACCUGAUGAGGACUGGAGACUUCAGCCUGAUGAUCAAUAAUGUCUGUCUGACUAACAGUGUGUUUUCCUGCUGCGUCUACAAUGAGCACAGGAAGACCCUCCGGCAGAAGGUGGUGGUCCUCAUCCUCAGAGGUUUUCAGUCGGAGGUCGUGAAGGUCACAGACGGGGACCCAUCGGUGUCACUUCCUUUUAAAAUCCCUGCUCCUCUGGACGAGGACCUCAGGGUGGAGUGGACCCGCCCGGACUCCAAACAGACGGAGGUCAUCACCUUUAAGAACGGAGAAAUUCAUUCACCCAAACAGAUCCUGGGUUACCGUUACCAUGGCGACACAGAGAUGGACAAAGACCUGCUGACGUCUGGAGACCUGAGUCUGGUCCUGCAUCGUCCCCGUCCUAAAGACAACGGCCUCUAUAGAUGCACCGUCUACAGCGGGGAGGAGGUCCAACACAUGAAGAUGGUGACGCUCAGUGUUGGAGAACCUUUGGAUGGCAGAUUCACAGACCGACUGCUGUGCUGCAAGAAGAGGAAAACAUCCAGAGACCCAACUCCAGAGAACGUCCAGCUGGUCUUCAACUCAUCCAUGAAUCAGGACUGACUUCUGGAUCAAGGCUCGGUUCUUCUGGAUUAUUGUUCUGGGUCAGCUCUGGAUGUUUCCAGAACAUGUUUGGUACCAGGAACCCUGAAGCCCGACCAGAUCCAGUACCAGUUAAUCCAGAACCUUCCAGGAUUAUCGCCACGUUUCUGUCAGCCUGUGAGGAACCAGAACUUUCACUGUGGAAGGAAAAACUUUGGUUUGGACCUCAGAGGGUUUCCUUCCUCUGGACCAGCAACGGCUGCUUCCUCAGCCACUCUACAUGCUCUACAUCUACAUCCAACACGAUGGGACCAACAGCCAGCCUGGACUCAGACAGGUCCAGGUCUUCAGGUCCAGGUCUUCAGGUCUUCAGGUCUUCAGGUCCAGCCACUGAUACUGAGGUCAUGUUGCACGUCACUACAUGAGGACCGUUUGGAAACCUGUAACCAUAGCAACCCCUUCCUGAAAUCAUGGUAACAUGUUGGAUCCCACUCGCUGUCUCUAGAGGUCAGAGGUCAGAGGUCAUUGCUUCCUCUGUCCCCAAAUGGCCGAUCUUGGUCAAAACGUCCCAACAAACGUUCAGUCAAAGUUUUGUGGAUUUUGGAGAAACAUAAGAAUCAUUUAACAAUCAUAAAGGAGAGUUUACUGAGACUUUAUUUAAAACUAAGAUGUUUGAACUGUAAAUAUAUUUUAUCUCAUAUUUACUCAAAAUGAACUUUAAGGCCUGAGAGAUUCUUUGUUUUCUUCCGUCAUGUUUUUGUGAGCGAUGUCUGCAGGAAGCUGAUAAACCAGAUGAUAACAGAACUAAGAGCUGACCUGAUGAGGAAAACACCCAAAGGCUAAAGGUCAAAGGUUGUGACCCUGAGAUACAGGAACUGCCUUGAGUCCUCACAUGCAGAAACACAGGAGAUUUUAUUGUAUAGAAAAGGUUUAUGAGUUUGUGUUAGCAGGUUUUGUUUCCCUCCAGCCUUUUAGAUCAGCUGGUCAAUAAAUCAGGAUGUUAAGAUGAAAAUAAAGGAGAAACUAGAAAAGAUCCUCAGAGAGUUUAGAGACUGAAAAUCAGACUCUGCUCUCAUCACGAGUUAAAUCCACUUCAUUUGUCUUUCUUCUGCUUUUUGUCUAUUAAAGUUGUGAACCUUGA
Xiphophorus hellerii (green swordtail) is the source of this 1755-nucleotide messenger RNA. RefSeq lists its product as uncharacterized. The transcript has 5 exons. The record is from RefSeq and is a predicted model, not a curated record. Bases 30 to 635 code for a protein of 201 amino acids. Gene Ontology annotation, biological process: negative regulation of T cell proliferation; cellular response to lipopolysaccharide; cell surface receptor signaling pathway. Lineage: Eukaryota; Metazoa; Chordata; Actinopteri; Cyprinodontiformes; Poeciliidae. Gene Ontology annotation, cellular component: external side of plasma membrane.